Brugia malayi is the source of this 3210-nucleotide messenger RNA. RefSeq lists its product as uncharacterized. Gene Ontology annotation, cellular component: plasma membrane. The transcript has 23 exons. NCBI's taxonomy places the organism in Eukaryota, Metazoa, Nematoda, Chromadorea, Rhabditida, Onchocercidae. Gene Ontology annotation, molecular function: monoatomic anion transmembrane transporter activity; solute:inorganic anion antiporter activity. The record is from RefSeq and is a predicted model, not a curated record. Gene Ontology annotation, biological process: regulation of intracellular pH; monoatomic anion transport; transmembrane transport. The coding region runs from base 1 to 3210 and encodes 1069 amino acids.
AUGGAAUUGUCAUAUAAUGAAAAUGAUCAUAAAUUGAUAAUGCGAAAUACCACAGAUGUAUCAAAUUAUGAUAAACUUUAUCAACCACAACGUGCUCUUUUUGCUAUUGGUGGUAUGUCAUCCGAUCUAUCAGUUUCAUUAGACACAGAAACAUCCGAAUUGGAAUUAAUUGAGAAAGAUUUAGCAUCCACUCAUUAUGCUACAAAUCAACAAAAAAUUCUUCGUCCAUUUUAUUCAACAACCAAACGUGGCAGUGGAGCUUUUAACGAAAUGAUAUCAUCGCAGUCUACGGCAUCACCAACUUCAGUCAAUAUCAUAGAUAAUAGUGAUAACAUAAAAAAGCAAAUUCAUAAUAAAGUUUUUGUUGAACUAUAUGAUUUGGAUUUGCAAAAGAGUGGAGAAUGGACAGAAACUGCUCGAUGGAUUAAGUAUGAAGAGGAUGUUGAAGGAACAGAUCAUCAUUGGGGUCAACCACAUGUCUCAUUCCUUUCAUUUCAUGCCUUACUCUCUUUACGAAAAUUUAUGCGAACAGGUAUGAUUUUACUUGAUUGUAAGGCGAAAACAUUUCUUGAUAUUUGUGAUCAAGUAGCUAAUGCAAUGAUUUCGGAAGGAAUUACUUGUAGAAGACGUGAUAUAAUGCAAAUUUUAGCAAUGAAACAAGCACAUCCAUUACCACGUCGAAUGACUGCGCUAUCAUUGGCUGGUUCAGUGUUUGAUCGACGUCCUGAAUGUAACUUAAUAGGAUCAAAUACGUUGGAUAAUGCUAAAUUACGUAUAGAUUUAUUGAAACGAGAACAUUCAUUUCAAACUUGUAAUAUACGUAAGCAACCAACGAUAGCUGAAGAAGUUGAUGAAAUGGAACAUGCUGCAUUAACUGAAAUACAGGAUAUACCAAUUAGUGCCCUCAAACAACAAAGCUUUCCCAAUCUUCCGGCAAUACCAGCAGUUCAAGAAAGAUUAUGUUUAAAUCCAACAAAACAAUCUACGACAGCUUAUUUCAUUUCAGAUUCACUAGGAAAAGUUAGAACACAUUCAUCGGAAAUUCAUAAAGGUGAAGAUAUCUUGAAAAAACUUCCGGUUGGUAUCGAAACGGCACAGAUUUUUGUUGGUGUAAUUCCAAAUUUAACAAAAACAUAUUUUGUUAUGCUUCGAUUAAGUGAAGCAACAGUGAUGCCGGAAAUUCUUGAUGGUGAAGUACCGCUUCGUUUUGCUGUAGUGAUUUUAGGACCAGGUCAACCGGAUGUUAGUUAUCAUGAAGUGGGACGUUCCAUUGCAACAUUGAUGACAAAUACGGAAUUUAAUGCUAUUGCAUAUGAGGCAAAUGUUCGUGAAGAGCUUAUCUGUGGUGUGGAUAAUUUUUUGGAUGAUUCUGUUGUUAUUCCACCCGGUGAAAUUGAUAACAAACGUUUAUUGUCUGGUGAUGAAAUUCGAAAAGCAUUGAAAAAACGACAAAAUCGACGAAAAGUUACAGAAGAAGAAAGUUCUUCACCACCAAAAAGUGAGCAAAAAAAUGACAUUAAUUUUAAAAGACACUUCGAAAAAAAGGAAAAAUGUCGAUUUUUUAGUGGGAUGAUUAAUGAUUUUGAAAAACGAUUUCCUUAUUAUUGGUCUGAUUAUCGUGAUGCGCUCAAUUUUCAAUGCCUUACAAGUGUCGUAUUUAUGUUUUGUGCCAGUUUUGCUCCCGCAAUUACAUUUGGUGGUUUAUUAGGCAAAUAUACGAAUGAAAAAGUUGGAAUACUUGAAACUUUGAUGGCACAAUGCAUUUGCGGUGUACUUUGGGGAAUAUUUGCUGUUCAACCGCUUAUGAUUAUGAGUGCAACAGGACCAGUUCUUGUUUUUGAAGUUAGUCUAUAUGCGUUCUGUACUAAUCUAAACAUUGAUUUCCUAACGGUUCGACUUUAUGCUGGCUUAUGGGUGUUAGUGAUUUCAAUUAUUACUGUCGCAGUUGAUGGAUCCAGAAUGUUACGUUAUGUGACACGUUUCACUGAAGAUAUCUUUGCUUCAUUAAUUUCAGUGAUAUUUAUUGCGGAAAGUUUACGAUUUCUUUAUCAGACAUUCAUUCAUAAUCCAGUUGCGAAUUUCGAAUUUUAUCGACAUAUUCGUCAAAAAUGCGAACUAAAUGCUUUCAAUGGAGAAAGAAACGAUUCACAAAUGAUGUCAAUUUGUAAUGGUGAACCGAAUACAGCUUUAUUAACCACCUUUAUUAUGAUUUCUACCUUUGCAUUAGCAUAUGGUUUAAGACUACUACGACAAAGUUACUAUCUGGGAAGAACGCUUCGACGUGCACUUGGUGAUUUUGGUGUGCUAAUUGCAAUUGCAGUAGUUGCAAGUGUUGCACAUCUGUUAGUUCCAGAUCCUUAUUUACAGCGUUUGGAAGUACCAGAUCAUUUUAGCUUCACUAAUAUUGAAGCACGACAGCAUGGCUUAUUUGUUUCUGCAUAUUUACCAUUAAAUCAAUUAUGGGUAAUUAUAGUUGCAAUUGUUGCAGCACUGCUUGUUUUCAUACUUUUAUUUGUUGAAACUGAAAUUACUGAAUUGUUACUAUCUCGUAAAGAUCGUUGCUUAGUGAAAGGAAGUGGUUUGCAUUGGGAUUUAUUGCUAAUGGGUGCAUGCACAUUGCUUUGCAGUAUUUUUGGUUUACCAUGGAUGUGUGCUGCUGCAGUACAAUCAUUAGCACAUUGUAGUUCACUUUCAGUUCCAAAAAAAACUGCACCUGGUGAACGACCUGGAGUGGAUUAUGUUCUGGAACAACGUGUUACAACAAUUGGUGUAUCAUUGUUAAUGGGAUUAUUUGCUUUUGGUGGUUCAUAUCUACGACUUCCAUUGGCAUCUUUAUUUGGUGUUUUCUUAUAUUUAGGUGUUAUGAAUCUUACAGGUGUACAGUUUGUUCAACGAAUUAUUCUUUUCUUCAUACCGGGAAAGUAUUUUCCUGACACACCGUAUACUGAAUCGGUAGAUAUUCGUCGAAUGCACUUAUACACAGCUAUACAAAUAAUAUGUUUAAUUAUUAUUUAUGCUGUGAAAUACUUUAAACGAACUGCUCUUGCUUUUCCAUUCAUUUUGAUGCUUUUUAUUCUAUUGAGACAAUUCUUUCUUAAAAAAAUUUUCACUGAAAAAGAACUUAAAGCGUUGGAUGGUGAUGAUGAAACAAAUAACGAAAAUGGUUGGCUAGAGAAAGAUUUUUUCGAAGAUGCACCAUUACCUGUAUAA